Molecule: messenger RNA, 2011 nt
Organism: Lingula anatina
Lineage: Eukaryota; Metazoa; Brachiopoda; Lingulata; Lingulida; Lingulidae
Product: DDB1- and CUL4-associated factor 11
Biological process (GO): proteasome-mediated ubiquitin-dependent protein catabolic process
Cellular component (GO): Cul4-RING E3 ubiquitin ligase complex
Molecular function (GO): protein binding
Source: RefSeq, a predicted model, not a curated record
UUUGUCAGUCCGUACCACAGACAGGAUCAAAAUACAGGUCAGCUGUGUUUAUGUAAAGAAAAUCGUUGUUCGAGGCACUAGGGGUCGCGCAAAAAUAGGAGCUAAAUGCAGCAACUUCGAUUGUAUGGGCUCGCAGAAUUCCUCCGGUCGACGUAGAAUGUCUGAUCGAAAUGCAGGACAAAGAUCAGGUGCGGUAGGCGAUGGCGAUUCGUCUUCAGCCGCAGGAGGACGAGAGGAAGACCCUGAUUUGGCCACCAUUUUGUCAUAUUUAAUUCGAAGUGGCCAAGUCAGGAUCCUCCCCUCCACUGGGUUUGGUGCUGAUGAUGAUGAUGAUGAUGAAGAUGAUGAUGAUGAUUAUAUGAUUUCAUCACAAACGGCUGUUGUGCCAGAAGCUGAAGAAAAUCCUGACACAAACACCAUAGAUAGAAGUGAGUUUCGACAAGAGGUUCUCCUCCAGUCCGAGGGCUGUUUGAACUACAAUGGGGCCUUAUCUAAACCUUCUAUUGUAAACAUGGUGCAGAGGCGUGAAAUAGGAUUAAUGAACGGAAGCAAGAGUUUCACUAGGGCAGACUGUUGUGUGGCUAUGUCAAAAUAUCUUCCCAACCACAAGGACACAGUUGCUCAGUUCCAUAGCAAAGUUUUCUGUGGCACCUACUCUCAGGAUGGAGACAUAUUCCUCUCAGCCUGUCAAGAUCAGAAUAUAAGAAUAUUUGACACAUCCUGGGGCAAGUUUACUCUCAUGAAGUCAGUCAGGGCCAGAGAUGUGGGCUGGAGUGUGGUGGAUACAGCUUUUAGCCCUGAUGGGAAUUACCUGAUAUAUUCAAGCUGGUCUGACUGCAUCCAUCUAUGCAACAUUCAUGGAGAGCAUGAAGUCCAUGAAGCCUUACACUUGUUCCCAGAUGCUGGCCAUAGUUUUUGUGCUUUCUCUAUUGUUUUCUCUGCAGACAACAAGGAAAUCUUAGCUGGUUCUAAUGAUGGUGGUCUGUAUGUUUAUGAUCGAGAGAGCAACCAACGAUGUUUAAAGAUUACGGCUCAUGAAGAUGAUGUAAACUCUGUUGCCUUUGCUGAUACAUCGUCACAUAUCUUAUUCAGCGGGGGAGAUGAUGGACUAGUUAAGGUGUGGGACAGACGGACAUUAAGUGAGGCGACCCCUGUACCUGUGGGAACUCUGGCGGGACACUCAGACGGAAUCACAUUUAUAGACUCCAAAAAUGACUCCAGAUAUCUCUUAUCAAACUCUAAAGACCAGUCAAUCAAGCUAUGGGACAUGAGGAAGUUCUCUUCUGAUGAUGCAAUUAGGGGCACCAAGCGUGCUGUUGCCAGGCAGAACUGGGACUACAGGUGGCCUCCUGUGCCAGCGCGAGUGAAAAAAGUCAAGCACGUGGAGGGAGACAGCUCUCUGAUGACAUACCGCGGCCAUAGCGUGCUGCAUUCCCUGAUUCGUGCUCGGUUCUCUCCAGCCUAUACAACAGGCCAGCGCUAUAUCUACACAGGCUGUGCCAGUGGGGGUGUGGUCGUGUAUGAUGUCCUCACUGGUAAGGUGGUCAGCAGAUUGGACGGUCACCGUGGCUGUGUAAGAGAUGUGUCUUGGCACCCGUAUGAGCACACAAUUAUCAGCACAUCUUGGGACGGCUCUUUGGGCAAGUGGACAUAUAAUGGUAUGAAGAAUAUGCCACAUGACAUUGAUUCAGAUAGUGAUGAGAAUGCGAGUGAUGAUGAUGAUGAACGCUGUCCCAGAAGGAGCAAAAGACUAGCAUCCUUGACACGUAGACUUGACCGAAGGCGAUUACCUGUACAUGGAAUAUAAAUGCCUGAAUACCUCUUUCUUAUAUGUGUUAACAACGGAAAGAAAAAGGUGUGCUCAUGAGGGGUGGGGUAUUUAAAUAGAAAUAUAUAUGUGGAAUACACCAGAUCUGCAAUUGAACUGCCAUGCACCCUCAGUUGUAUACAGAUUUUUAAAAGACCACAUGGUUGAUAUUCAAGGCUUACUCACCAAAUGUUAUAUUCUAAC